AUGGCCUUGCACUUGACAUGGGUGUUCGGUUUUGGUCUUUUAGGAAACAUCAUCUCUUGUUUGGCCUGCCUUUCUCCUCUGCCAACAUUUUAUCAAAUUUGCAAGAAGAAGACAAGCGAAGGGUUCCAAUCUAUCCCUUAUGUGAUUGCACUAUUUAGUGCUAUGCUUUGGCUCUUCUAUACGAUUUUCAAGAAGGAUACCAUCCUUCUAAUCACCAUCAAUUCUUUUGCCUUUUUUAUGGCGAUAGGUUACAUUGUUGUGUACCUUUUUUAUGCCACGAAGAAGGAUAAAAUUCUGACUUUCAAACUUCUCCUGCUGUUCAAUGUUUUUGGGUUCGGUCUCGUCUGUGUACUGACUCUCUUCCUAACACAAGGCCACAAACGUGUCCAAGUUCUUGGAUGGAUUUGCAUGAUAUUUUCUAUAUGCGUUUUUGUUGCACCUCUUUUCAUUGCAAGAAAAGUUAUAAAAACAAAGAGCGUGGAGUUCAUGCCUUUCUCUUUGUCAUUUUUCUUAACUUUGAGUGCACUCAUGUGGUUCUUCUAUGGCUAUCUAAAGAAAGAUCAAUUUGUUGCUAUUCCAAACAUACUGGGCUUUAUCCUCGGUCUUCUCCAGAUGCUACUUUAUAUGAUCUAUAGGAACCCCAAGAAAGUUGUGGAGGUGGAGCCUAAACUUCAAUUAGAAAUAUCUGAACAUGUCGUGGACCUUGAAAAGUUGGGUCCAACAAUCUGCUCCGAGAUAACUAUAGUGAUUCCAAAGCUGAAUGAUAAUGGAAACGGAUUUGUUGAAGAUCAAAAUGCAAAGAGACAGGCCAUGGAAAUCAUGAAAGCCAUAGAUGUCGUAAACAAACUUUAG
Messenger RNA from Populus nigra (black poplar), 852 nucleotides. Its product is annotated as bidirectional sugar transporter SWEET10-like. Gene Ontology annotation, molecular function: sugar transmembrane transporter activity. The transcript has 6 exons. Gene Ontology annotation, cellular component: membrane. Bases 1 to 852 code for a protein of 283 amino acids. NCBI's taxonomy places the organism in Eukaryota, Viridiplantae, Streptophyta, Magnoliopsida, Malpighiales, Salicaceae. Gene Ontology annotation, biological process: carbohydrate transport. The record is from RefSeq and is a predicted model, not a curated record.